AUGCCGACCCUUGACCACCUAUUGAAUCCUGCACCCCGUCUCACAACUUCCUCACCAAGCGCAGACCCUUCAACUGUCACUACUACCACUGCCGUCACCUCAUCUACCACCCUCAUGGACAUGGAUCCCACUCACCCUGACCCCAGCUCUCCCAACUUCUUCGCUCCUGAACUCUUCCAGGUCGACAACGAAGCCUCAAUUACUCAUGACGCUCUCGCCGCCAUUGCUCAGUCUGCUGCAACAGCCCUGGAAGAGACCCACGAUCACAAUGGAGAUCUCAAUAUGACAGACUCAACACACGUCAAACAAGAACAAACAGACACCAGCUAUCCUCCGUUGGAUGAAGAACAACCUCCUGUUACUUCUCUCAAGCCUUCGCCCAAACCAUCUAACCCGAAAUCACGUCCCAAGAAUCCUCCAAAACCCAAAAAGGAAGACUCGCAAUCUGGGCCCAAGUCCUCUGUUCACUCCUCGAAGAACGAAGGCCAACACACCGAUCGAAGAUAUCUCUGCUACCUUUGUAACAAGCUCUUCACCCGCCGGAGAUCGGUUCGCGACCAUAUAUCAAAAAUACACAACACAAAAACCUGGGAACCUGUGCGCAGUCUGGAAAUUGUAGUUGAUCCAGUAACCGGCGAGCCAUCUGAGCCUCUCGAAGACAUCAUCGCCAGAGGUCCUCCUUCUCCUCCCGCGAAACCGUCCGUCCCAGACCAGUCUGAGCACACGGCUGAUCAUGAUCAUGAGAACUCCGACCCAAAGACUCACGACCAUCAGCUUACCGACCAACAAGUUCCAUCACCCGCAAAGACCCACCAGCCAGAUGACAAGUAUCAUCCAUCAGCCCUGCCAAAGUCUCCCCCUCCGGCACCUACGGUCUCGACUCUGAAGAAGGAGCCCUCCAUCGCAGGCUCUAGGGCCUCCUCCACCGAACCAUUCGCCAGUCCUGCUCCUGUCGCGGGCAAAAAGCGACCCGCGCCGAUCGACUCAUCAAAGCCUUCUCCAGCACCCUUCAACAAAAAAGGUCUCGCCAAAGCCAAGCCUUCUCCUUCCUCGCACAAACGAACAAAACUCACAGAGUCUGAGCCCAGUCCAUCUUACGCCAGAUCCAUCGCUCGAUCUCCAAGUGUUACUCCGUCUACUCAACUCAAAACGCUACCGAGUUCGAAACUGCGAAAUCAAAAGUCCGCCUCCAGCCCGAAACUGUCAGGAACUCCGACAUCCUCGCGAGCAGCCUCGGUCGCUUCCCGAUCUCGUUCGCGUUCGGCCUCGGUGGCGGGCACCUCUGGAAGCUCAAAUGACGAUGGUGAGAUCUUCUGUAUUUGCCGCAAGGGUGACAACCAUACAUGGAUGAUCGCUUGUGAUGGAGGAUGUGAAGAAUGGUAUCAUGGCAACUGCGUGAACAUCAGGGAGCGGGACGGGGACUUGAUUGACAAAUACAUAUGUCCCACUUGCAUGAAACCUGGCCUUCAUACCACGUGGAAACGUAUGUGUCGAAGGAGGGAUUGUCGCAAACCGGCACGGGUCAUGCAAGAUCCCCCAAGCAAGUAUUGUUCUGAUGCUUGUGGGAGGAUGUUCUUUGUUGAGUUGGUUCAACGAAGUGAUCCUACCGCGGAGGCAAGCAAAGAUGGUCAACAGAUCAUCGAGAGCACAAAACCUAAAAAGAUGCGAAGGAAACUUGCAAAGACAGAGCUUCGCCAUAAUGUUCCAAAAUCUAUCAUCCCAUUGUCAAACGGCGAUAUCGCGGAUGUUUUGAAUGAUGAGAGCCGCCUUGCUACUCCAGCAUAUAGUGAAGAUGAAAAAACGGACUAUGAGACUGACAGUAGUCUCGACGAUGAUGAGCUUCCAAACCGUGCAGGUGCUUUGAGGGCUGCUGAAGUCAAAGCCCUAGCCGAGAAAUGCAAGACCAUUGAUUCAUGGAGAGAUUUGGGCAAAAGGCCGGACACCCCUCCCAGAGAUGACGACAUGGUGGAUGGUAAUACGAUCGAAUUCGACUUUGAUGAGCUUGAGACGGCCAAAAUGACCAGUAUAAAAGCACAAGCACAGCAAUUGAAUGCUCGAAAUGACUUGCUUGGUGCAAGGGAAGUUCUCCUUGACCUUAUCAAAGUUCGCUCUGCCAAUAUCACAGAUGAAGUCAAGAAGUCGAAUCCGAAAGGCAAAGACUUCUGUGGUUUCGAUCCACGCCUCGCAUGGAGCGAUGAAGAAUUCGGCCGAUGGUAUCAUGACCGAGGAGGGAAAGAUGUACUGGAUGCCGGUUCCAAAGCCAGAAUCGGACCCCCGGACGAGAACGACUUCAUGCCCGCUAAACAGUCCAAUGGCAUCAUUACUACCCACACAGACCCAGAUCAUACAACCGAAGAUGAUGAUGAAGAGGACAAGAAAUCCCUCAAGAAAGGCGGAGUCUGCAUAGUCAAGAAUUGUCAGCGCCACAAGACCUGGGCCAAAGCACAGUUGGCUGAGAUUCGCUUCGAACAAGACUUGGUUCGCAGAUCACUGACUCGUUUGGAAAUGCAAGAAAAUGAGCUCAAGCAAAGAGCUAUGGUCAGGGCUUGGGAGAAGCGAGGAUAA
Molecule: messenger RNA, 2565 nt
Organism: Exophiala bonariae
Lineage: Eukaryota; Fungi; Ascomycota; Eurotiomycetes; Chaetothyriales; Herpotrichiellaceae
Exons: 2
Coding region: 1-2565 (854 amino acids)
Cellular component (GO): Set1C/COMPASS complex
Source: RefSeq, a predicted model, not a curated record